Molecule: messenger RNA, 2823 nt
Organism: Diatraea saccharalis (sugarcane borer)
Lineage: Eukaryota; Metazoa; Arthropoda; Insecta; Lepidoptera; Crambidae
Source: the annotation of a GenBank genome assembly
CAUGACGUCUUUCUUUUCCACUCUUAUAAACUGUGCUUAUAAAUAAGUAAUCAAAUUGUACAUAGCAAAAAUAUUUUUAAAAUUUAAUAGAAGAAAUGUGUUACUGUAAUUUAAAAUACAAAAGUGUUUCUAUAUCUUUUUGAUUGGACCGAUGGAAACCGAUCCUUCAGAAAAUAUGGGGGACGUGUUUGUUCAUCGGUUGAAGGAAUUGUCAGAAGAAGAUAAAAAACGCUUGGAAAGUCAGAACUCUCGGUUGAUCCCAGAAGCAAAAGCCGCCAAACUAGAACGUGAAGCAAAACGACACUGGGAUAUUUUUUACAAACGCAACGAGACCAAAUUCUUUCGCGAUAGGCAUUGGACAACACGUGAGUUUCAAGAACUUAUCAAUUUUGAUCCGCAAGAAAACGUGGUAUUUUUAGAGCUUGGAUGUGGUGUUGGAAACAUGGUAUAUCCGUUAUUACAAGAAGGUUUCUCGAAUUUCUUUUUCUACGCAUGUGAUUUUUCACCACGUGCUGUUGAGUUCGUGAAAACCAACCCGCUAUAUGAUGAAGAUAGAAUGAAAGCAUUUUGCGCAGAUUUAACUACUGACGAUUUGUUUGAGAACAUUAACGAAGGCUGUGCAAACUUAGCGAGUCUUAUUUUUGUACUUUCUGCUAUUCAUCCGAAUUCAUGGUCUAAAGUACUCGAUGUUGCGUUUCGAGCGCUUCAACCAGGCGGUAUCCUCUUGUUUCGAGACUAUGGACGAUAUGACAUGGCUCAGCUCCGAUUCAAACCAGGACAUAAAAUAUCUGACAACUUCUACAUGCGUCAAGACGGAACUAGGAGUUACUACUUCACAGAAGAAGAACUAGCAAAAUUAUUCACUGAAGCUGGAUUUCAUAUCCUUAUGAACACAUAUGUACAGCGUCGUACUGUUAAUUUAAAAGAAGGAAUUGAUGUUCCUCGCAUUUUUGUGCAAGGGAAAUAUCAAAAACCUCAUGUGAAUGGUAUGUAAUUGUCUUAAUUUAAUACAAAUAUACUGUUUUGUAAAAAAUAAAAAUUGGAAGAGUUGAUAAAUUAAGUUAUUUUUUAAUCCUAAAAUUGCUGUAAAAUAUUAAUGAAUAAAUUAUAUUAAAUGAUGAAAAGUGCUAACCAUUGAAACAAAAUGAUUUGCAUGUAUAUUAGCUCUAUCUGACUUGAUGACAACUUUUUAAUAAUCGAGUUAUCUCUAUGAAGUGCUAAAUUUCAAGAAUUUUACCUUCUUACAGGUUGAAGUCCUAUGUUUGCUGAAAUGGAAUAAGAAAGAAGACUUUGUGUGAGUUAUAUUCAUGAAUUACCAUUAGUAAUUUUUAGAUUAUGAAGUGGUAUUUUCUUUUCUUUCUUUUUUUUAUUUAUAUAAAAUCAAGAAAUCAAAUGAUGAUAUCGCAGUGCAGCUGAAAACUUUCAGUUGACCCACAAUUAGAAUUUUAUGAGAUUAGGGACAUUAAUUAUUAACUUCAAUCGUAACUUAGUUGGUAUAUUUUGUUUCAUUGUUAAUGUUAGUUGUUUUUGUAAAAUUUUUCCAAAUUGUAGCAUAGGUAACUAAUUGUGGGUGCUGAUGCAUAUGGCAUAGCUAUUAAGCUAUCUGAUAUAAUUUUUUUACUAUACUUUCUAAAUACUCAUUAGAAAAGUGUAAACUUAUGAUUUCUCUUCUUUUGUAGGUUAGAGCAGUGGUAAUAAGGAGAUACAGAAUACCAAGGUAGUUGUUGUGGCUGAAUUUAUUUACAUAAUUAAUUGAUUAUUUUUUUAUAUUCAAUGAUGAUUUCAUAGUUCAUCUGAUCUAUUUGAUGUAUAACUUUAUUAUGUCUUUCGCUCCUAUCUGAUAAUACUAAUUAAUAAUUAGCAAUAAAUAUAGCUUAAUUGCAUUCUACAUUUGAGUUUGUUUCUUGGUUACAGAUAUUAUUAUUUCAACAAGACUUAUGCUGGUAAGUAAAAUUAUUUUUAAAAAUACAUACGGUCAGUUGCACAAAUGUCAUUAAAAUUGAAUGACACCUUUAUGCUCUAAUACCAAAUUCGUAUCGGUAAUGUUGCUUUAAACUAAAUACAUGAUGACGUUUGUGCAACUGUCUGAUAGAGUUGCAAUCAGGAAUACCAAUGUCAUAAGAGGACUUUAUGAUUAUGAUGAUUUUUGAUAGGGACAUCUGAUUUAUAAUGCUGUGUCUGUACUAUCACAACUGAUUGAGAAUGCAUCAGAAUAAUGUGAUUUUUGUUUUUUUACUACCUAGUUAUCUAAUUUAUUAAUGUCUCUGCAGGAGCUGUCCUUUUGUGCAUGAAACCACAAAUUGUGAAAGUCUGUUGGUAAGUCGAUUAAAAAGUGUGAUAACUUCUCUUUUAUUUAAUUUAUAUAUUCAGCUAGACAGAAUAGAUGAUUUUAUAUGUGAUGAUUUUUGAUAGGGACAUCUGACACAUAGUGCUGUUACAUUAACUAUCUUCACUGAUUAGACACAGUUUCAAACUGAAAACAUAUAAUACAAGUUCUCCGUUCAAUAUUUGUUUUAUUGUUACAGAUUUUAUCACUCAAUUUCCAACAACAGCAGAAUACACUCUAGCUACAGCUCACGAGAGCAUUUUGAGGUAAUUAGAUUGUCAUGCAAAAAUGCAAUAUUUUUUACUGUUAACAAAAUUAAAUGAUGACCGACCAUUCAGGUCUCCCUCGACAGAGAGAACCCAAUCAAUCAUGUUGACCAACCAAACGCGUCUGAUUAUAAUACUGUUUGUUUAAUUUGCUUAUUUUGUCAUUAAUUACACAAUAUUUAGUUCUUUUUAUUCUUACAGGGACACUGCAUGUAAAUAUUUCAAGUAUAG